Molecule: messenger RNA, 1962 nt
Organism: Fulvia fulva
Lineage: Eukaryota; Fungi; Ascomycota; Dothideomycetes; Mycosphaerellales; Mycosphaerellaceae
Product: Alpha-L-rhamnosidase
Exons: 1
Coding region: 1-1962 (653 amino acids)
Biological process (GO): carbohydrate metabolic process
Source: RefSeq, a predicted model, not a curated record
AUGGAUUCGCGUCUACAACCAGCUAUCACUGUGCAUCUCUUCGAUGAGGAUGGCACGCAUCAGACGAUCAUCUCUGGCCCAGAUUGGAAAGUGCGAAAGAGUGCUACAACGCUAGCGAACAUCUAUGCGUCGGGAACCCAUGAUCGUCAUGCCAACCCUCUGGGCUGGGACACACCUGCCUUCGAUGACUCGAGCUGGGACGCGGCGAAGCCUGUCACUGGGCCUCGUGGAGAGCUCAAGUAUCAACAUCAGCCUCCUGUCGUGCUGCACGAGGACUUGGAGCCUGUCGCUAUCAAGACGCUGAAGCCCGGUGUAGUCACAUAUGACCUCGGCCAGAACUCUAGCAUCAUGACAAAGAUCGCUGUGGAAGGGGCGGCGGGCUCAGAAGUCAUCAUUCGUUACGCUGAGACUGUCAAUAACCAGGGCUAUGUGCUCAUGCCUGAUCCGCUGUUCAAAGAGUUUGAGACUCACGUGUAUUCCAAAUUCACUCUUGCCGGCACAGGAGAGGCUGAGGUCUGGGAGCCUGACUUCAGCUUCACUAGUGCUCGCUACAUUCAAGUGGAAGGCGUUGCGGUUGAGCCUGGCCAAGAAUUCCCAGUCAUACGCUCGGCCGUGGGACAGCACGUUUCGACAGGCGCAAAGCGACUCGGUACUAUGACCACUGACAAGGAAGAUGUGAACCAGCUCAUCAAUGCUUGUUAUUGGAGCUUCGUCGGCAAUCUCUUCAGCUACCAUACUGACUGCCCACAAAUCGAGAAGUUCGGCUGGCUUGAGGUCACGCAUCUGCUCGCUCCAAUAACGCAAUACAUUCGAGACAUCGAAUCAAUGCACUCAAAAAUCCUGGAAGAUACCCUCGAUGCGCAGGAAUCAUCUUGGUUCAUCCCUAACAUGGCUCCUGAUACACGCUUCAUGUGUGGACCGAUGCGCAAUUGCAUAACAUGGAAUUGUGCCAUCUGUUUCAUCCCGGACAUUCUGAAGCGCUACUAUGGCUCGACGCAUAUGAUCAAGCAAGUCUACCCUGCUGCUGUGCGGUACAUUGAAUACAUGUCGACAUGGGAGCGCAACGGAGGCUUGAUCAUGCACGGUCUGGGUGACUGGGGCAGAGACAUUGCCUUUGAAGCCAACAUAGAGACCGCCGUCUACAUCAAAUGCCUCCAGUGUCUCGAGAUUAUGGCCACUGAACUCAAGAUCGAAGCUGAUAUCAAGCGUUUCCACGAGUGGGCCGAGGGAAUACACAAAGUCUAUAACGACAACCUUCUUGUUACCGACGACACCGGUCACCCACAAGCCUACUAUACGUCCCUUGACGAAUACCCCAAAGGUGACUGUAUCGUCGUCGCCCAAGCAAUCGCGCUUCAAUUCGAUCUCGUUCCGGAACAAAACAUCUCAGACGUUCAAAACUCGUUCCUUGAGGACGUCUCCGAUGGUCGACUACGCUCAGGCGAAAUUGGCCUCCGCUACCUCUUCAACACCCUUGAUGACCUACAUCGGCCCGAUCUCGUGCUUCAGGUGGCUCGUCAAGAGGAACAUCUUUCGUAUAUGCGAUUUCUACGAAGAGGUGAAACGACUCUUCUCGAAUUCUGGCAAGAUGAAUGUCGAUCAAAGUGUCAUGACAUGCUGGGCACUACAUACGAGUGGAUGUACGCGGUAGUGCUGGGUGUAAAGCCGACUGAAGAGGCGUAUAAGACCUGGUCGAUAAGGCCGCCCUAUGAGUCUGAGUUUGGGGAAGUGAAGGGCGACGUGGAGUGUCCAUAUGGGCUGAUUGAGGUGCAUUAUGAACGGAAACCCGAUGGGAAGAUUAACCUGAAUCUUACAGUGCCUCUGACUACACACGCGAAUCUAUUGCUGCCCUCUGCUUGUGGAGCUGUCAGUGUUGACCGACACGAGAAGUCCUCAUGGACCACAGAGGCUGGUUUGAAGUCGAUUGAGCUGCGACCCGGGCAGUACACCAUUGUCUUCUGA